Messenger RNA from Daktulosphaira vitifoliae (grape phylloxera), 1794 nucleotides. It is a transcript of the gene Tsp2A, whose product is annotated as tetraspanin-2A. Gene Ontology annotation, cellular component: membrane. The transcript is spliced from 5 exons. The record is from RefSeq and is a predicted model, not a curated record. NCBI's taxonomy places the organism in Eukaryota, Metazoa, Arthropoda, Insecta, Hemiptera, Phylloxeridae. Bases 85 to 822 code for a protein of 245 amino acids.
AUUCCUUAGUUUGUUAUGUUCGCGUGUCGCAAUCAGACACGAGUGCGAUAUUUUAUGUUAAACUAACAAUUAACCACGUGUGAUAUGAAUUCAGGUACAAAAUCUUUGGCAACCGCGGCGUCUAAAUUGGAGAAACAGAUCAAUCUGCUCAAGUACACUAUAUUCUGUGUUAGUGUGGUUGUGUGGAUUGCUGGUGUAUUUUUGCUGGGUUAUGUAGUAUACACAAGAUUGGAUACUGUUCUUCAAGAAUGGAUAGACACGCUUCAAAUAUGGGAUGUCUACAUUGGACUGUAUAUUCUAAUCUUUGGAUCCAUUAUUGUAAUAUUGGCACCAUUUUUGUCAUGUUUCUCAGUUUAUCAAGAGAUCGUUCAAUUGCUAACUGCUAAUGCUGGCGUUCACUUUUUUUCAUUUUUCCUUCUGAUGUUGGGCUCUGGAUUUUUACUUGAAAAUACUACCAUUGGAUCAUCUGUUGUUCCAGAAAUCAAAGAUAGAAUGAAGGAAAUGAUGCUGAACUCCCACAUCGACUCUGUGGGGUAUAUGUUAAAUAUGAUUCAAGAAUCGAUAGGAUGUUGUGGAGCUGAUGGUCCAAAUGAUUAUAUAUCACUAAGAAGACCUUUGCCAUCCCAAUGCAGGGACACCGUAACUGGCAACGCUUUCUUUUAUGGAUGUGCAGAAGAGAUGACAUGGUUUUUGGAGGAUAAAUCUCGAUGGAUAACCAAUUUAGCCAUGUCAAUUGCUGCUUUAGAGAUGUUAAUUACUGUCUUAAGUCAAAUUUUGGUGAGAGCAUUGCAAAAAGAAGAAAAGUUUAACUAUAGACGAUAAAAUUUCAUUAAUUUUUUUUCAAUUUGUUUUUGUAUGAGUGAAAUAGUAAAUCAAUGAAAGACAUACCAAUUUAUCCAUAAUUUUGGUUGUUUCAAAUUUACAAAAAUUAAAUACCUUACAGAUUUUUAAAAAUCUGUUCAUUAAUAUUGUACAAAAUACUUUUGGCGAAUCAAUUUGAAAAGAAAAAUAAUAAUUUUCAGCAAUUCCUCAGAUCUUAAAACGAAUUAUAUGUUAUUUAUUUACAUAUCAUGAAUUGCAAUAAAUUAAAUAUCCCCGUGAUUACCUUUUUUUUAAAAGCAACCAAUAGAACAAUAGAAUUUUCUUGUAAAACCUAAUCGAAGAAUGUAACUUUUAUAUAAGUAAGUUAAAUAUCCAAAUAAUUUUUUUUUUUUUAAUGAAUUAUAUAUACUUUGAUCUUAAUCAUUAAUAAUAAUAUUAUUAUUGUAAUAUUAUAUAAUAAUAUAUAAUAGCCGUUAUAUUAUUAUAGCAAUUAUAAAAAUUAAAUAAAAGACUACCCAUAAUAUGAUAUUUAUGUACGAUAAAUCUUUAGUAAUAAUACAUUAGUAUAAUUUUAAUUUUAAUGUAUUAGCAUUUAUUGUUUAUUUAUUAUUUAAUUUUCUAUUGAUUGUAUUAUUUUAGUUUGUUUUUAUCACUUCAUUUUUAAUUAUUUCCAUCUCAUAAGUAAUGUUUUUACAAUCUAUUGUUCAUUAGGCUUUAAAUAUAAAAUAAUAUAAUAACAUAAUAUAAUGUCUAUAAUAAUAACAAAAAUAUUUUUUUAUUUAUGUAGACCAAAUAAUAAUGAUUUCAGAACAUAUUUUUGCAAACAAUAAUACUGAUAAUUGAUUAAAUAAUUUGCUGUAAAAUAAGACUUUUCUUUUUUGUGUGUAUGUUACUGGACACGAUGAUUUCGUUCUUACUGGGUUCCAUUUGCUGUAAGAUACAUCAAAAGAUUAUAAAACGUAUUUAAUUGAA